Molecule: messenger RNA, 3208 nt
Organism: Neomonachus schauinslandi (Hawaiian monk seal)
Lineage: Eukaryota; Metazoa; Chordata; Mammalia; Carnivora; Phocidae
Gene: KCNB1
Product: potassium voltage-gated channel subfamily B member 1
Exons: 2
Coding region: 1-2577 (858 amino acids)
Biological process (GO): potassium ion transmembrane transport; protein homooligomerization
Cellular component (GO): voltage-gated potassium channel complex; membrane
Molecular function (GO): delayed rectifier potassium channel activity; protein binding
Source: RefSeq, a predicted model, not a curated record
AUGCCGGCGGGCAUGACGAAGCAUGGCUCCCGCUCCACCAGCUCGCUGCCGCCCGAGCCCAUGGAGAUCGUACGUAGCAAGGCGUGCUCGAGGCGCGUCCGCCUCAACGUCGGGGGUCUGGCACACGAGGUGCUCUGGCGCACCCUGGACCGCCUGCCCCGCACGCGGCUGGGCAAGCUACGCGACUGCAACACGCACGACUCGCUGCUCGAGGUGUGUGACGACUACAGCCUCGACGACAACGAGUACUUCUUCGACCGCCAUCCAGGCGCCUUCACCUCCAUCCUCAACUUCUACCGCACUGGGCGGCUGCACAUGAUGGAGGAGAUGUGCGCGCUGAGCUUCAGCCAAGAGCUUGACUACUGGGGCAUCGACGAAAUCUACCUGGAGUCCUGCUGCCAAGCCCGUUACCACCAGAAGAAGGAGCAGAUGAACGAGGAGCUCAAGCGGGAGGCCGAGACCCUGCGGGAGCGAGAGGGGGAGGAGUUCGAUAACACGUGCUGCGCAGAGAAGAGGAAAAAGCUCUGGGACCUCCUGGAGAAGCCCAAUUCUUCUGUGGCUGCCAAGAUCCUUGCCAUAAUUUCCAUCAUGUUCAUCGUCCUCUCCACCAUUGCCCUGUCACUCAACACGCUGCCCGAGCUGCAGAGCCUUGACGAGUUCGGCCAGACCACAGACAACCCCCAGCUGGCCCAUGUGGAGGCCGUGUGCAUUGCAUGGUUCACCAUGGAGUACCUGCUGCGGUUCCUCUCCUCACCCAAGAAGUGGAAGUUCUUCAAGGGCCCGCUCAAUGCCAUUGACUUGUUGGCCAUCUUGCCAUACUAUGUCACCAUCUUCCUCACUGAAUCCAACAAGAGUGUGCUGCAAUUCCAGAACGUCCGUCGUGUGGUCCAGAUCUUCCGCAUCAUGCGUAUCCUCCGCAUCCUUAAGCUUGCACGCCACUCCACUGGCCUCCAGUCCUUGGGCUUCACCCUGCGGAGGAGCUACAAUGAGCUGGGCUUGCUCAUCCUCUUCCUUGCCAUGGGCAUCAUGAUCUUCUCCAGCCUUGUCUUCUUUGCUGAGAAGGAUGAGGAUGACACCAAGUUCAAAAGCAUCCCAGCCUCUUUCUGGUGGGCCACCAUCACCAUGACGACCGUUGGGUAUGGAGACAUCUACCCCAAGACUCUCCUGGGGAAGAUUGUUGGGGGGCUCUGCUGCAUUGCAGGGGUCCUGGUGAUUGCCCUUCCCAUCCCCAUCAUUGUCAAUAACUUCUCUGAGUUCUACAAGGAGCAGAAGAGGCAGGAGAAAGCAAUCAAGCGGAGAGAGGCUCUGGAGAGAGCCAAGAGGAAUGGCAGCAUUGUAUCCAUGAACAUGAAAGAUGCUUUUGCCCGGAGCAUCGAGAUGAUGGACAUCGUGGUUGAGAAAAAUGGAGACAAUAUGGGUAAGAAGGACAAAGUGCAAGAUAAUCACUUGUCUCCCAACAAAUGGAAAUGGACAAAGAGGACACUGUCUGAAACUAGCUCAAGUAAGUCCUUUGAAACCAAGGAGCAGGGAUCCCCUGAGAAGGCCAGAUCAUCUUCUAGUCCUCAGCACCUGAACGUCCAGCAGUUGGAAGACAUGUACAAUAAGAUGGCCAAGACCCAAUCUCAACCCAUCCUCAAUACCAAGGAGUCAACAACACAGAGCAAACCAAAGGAAGAACUUGAAAUGGAGAGUAUCCCCAGCCCUGUAGCCCCUCUGCCCACGCGUACAGAAGGGGUCAUUGACAUGCGAAGCAUGUCAAGCAUUGAUAGCUUCAUUAGCUGUGCCACAGACUUCCCUGAAGCCACCAGAUUCUCCCACAGCCCUUUGGCAUCACUUCCCAGCAAGACUGGGGGCAGCAUGGCCCCAGAGAUGGGCUGGCGGGGAGCUCUGGGUGCCAGUGGUGGUAGAUUUGUGGAGGCCAACCCCACCCCUGAUGCUAGCCAUCGCUCUACCUUCUUCAUUGAGAGCCCCAAGAGUUCUCUGAAGACAAACAACCCCCUGAAGCUCCGAGCACUUAAAGUCAACUUCAUGGAGGGGGAUCCCAGUCCACUAGUCCCCGUUCUGGGGUUGUACCAUGACCCUCUUAGGAACCGGGGGGGCGCUGCAGCUGCUGUCGCUGGACUGGAGUGUGCCACUCUCUUGGACAGGCCUGUACUGAGUCCAGAGUCCUCCAUCUACACCACAGCAAGUGCUAGGACGCCCCCCCGAUCACCUGAGAAACACACAGCAAUAGCAUUCAACUUCGAAGCAGGUGUCCACCAGUACAUUGAUGCGGACACAGAUGAUGAGGGGCAGGUGCUCUACAGUGUAGAUUCCAGCCCUCCCAAGAGCGUCCACGUGAGCACCAGUCCCAAGUUCAGCGUUGGGACAAGAUCAGAGAAGAACCACUUUGAAAGCUCCCCCUUACCCACCUCCCCUAAGUUCUUAAGGCAGAACUGUAUUUACUCAACAGAAGCAUUGACUGGAAAAGGCCCCAGUGGCCAGGAAAAGUGCAAACUCGAGAACCACAUCUCCCCCGAUGUCCGCGUGUUGCCGGGAGGAGGAGCCCAUGGAAGCACACGGGAUCAGAGCAUCUGAGCUACCCCACCUGCAACAGAGACUUGUGGCAAGACCUGAGAGGUGUGCCGUUCAGCUUCCCUGCCGCAGAGCUUUUCCGCACGAACUCAGAAAGGCUCUGCAAAGCCCCCAGACAGAAGCGAAACUCCAGGGGAGGCUCCCUAGGGCCUUGAGAGCCAUGAUGGGUAUGACCGAAUGAAGUCGGCCAAGCCACAGGAUGUGGCGUCUCCUUGUACCAAGUCCACUGCCCUCUUUGGGAGAUGACAUGGGCAGAACUCACAGCCACCACUACCACAUGCUGGACCUAACCAAGGCCACCUCCUCCCCACUCGUCUGUCACGGCUCUCCAUCACAGCCUCAGUGGUGGGGGGGGGCAGCAUCUUGAUCCCUCCAGGCUUCAGCUGGAGAAGGAUGCCGGAACAAGUGGCUGGGUUGACCAAUUUGGUUUUGGGUGUUACCUGGCCACCUCUAGGAACUCCUGUCCAUCACCUCCUGGAUGGAUCCCACUGUUAGAAAGCUACAGAGGAUACUCGUGUCAUGGGGAAAUUUCCGCGCCAUCAGCCGCGAUCCCAGCGCAAAACCCUUACUCAAAUGUCUUCAUUGACUUCAGUGUUCCAUAGUACCUGAGAUUUUAUUUUGAGAUAUCAUCAGG